CGAAACUCGAAAAAAGGAAGUUCGCACCCAGCAAAUGUGAAAAUGAGGAAGUGGCUACCGGAUUUGUGUUAGUUGAUGCAAAUGAAGGCAUGAUAACAGAAAGACGCAGCAGAGGAACCACUGCAGACCCGAUGGAUGACUGGCUCUAGCAGACAUGGGUGACAUGUACGCUACGGUCAACAAACACAAGAACCUCCGCCCUCCUCCUGCGACUACCCCAACCCUCUCUAACACAGACCCACAUAGCGGCAGCAAGUUAUCGCCAUCGUGUCAUUACUACGACAAUGAUCUUGCUGAGAGGUCGGCGGCCCCUGUGUACAGCUGCGUCCAGCGGCGUGCUAAACCGUUAGCCGCAGCGCUAUCGGCCACACCCAUCUAUGACAUUGCAGUGCCAGCAAAGGACUGUCAACGGUCAGAUGAACAACCUUCAUCAUCGAAUGACGACUAUGAAGAAUUCUCUACAGUUAAUGAUCCUUCCAUAACCUGUUCAGCCGGUGGCAUUGGUUUCAAUCUUCGUAUCCAGAAACCCAGGGGACCCAGAAAACCUCCUGCUACCUGGAGUUGACUUAAGACUUUUAUUAUGCACCUGGGGAUGUUAUGUUGAACUGAACUUGAAAUAAUUAUUAAUUUUAAUGACCCAUCAUCUCAUCAUACUAUGUGUAAAUCCUCGACCUUUGAACUUCCAACCUCUGAUUUGGUUUUGUUUGUAGUUGUUUGUUUGUUUUCCACCAUUCAAAACCAUCUUGUUGGCCAUUCACCUUCCCAUAUUCCCCUAUCUGUGCGUCUUUUUUAUUUUUAUUUUGUAUGUAUGCUUUUUAUAUUAAAUAUAUCCUUCGUAAAGUUUUAUAUUUUAAGUUAGUGUGGUUUGAAUGUUAAACUUGUAUUUCAUUACUACCGUUUUUGGUAUUGCAGUGUAAUGUAAAUUGACGUCCUGCACAUGAUGUAUAUAGUAAGUAGUAAAGUAGUAAGUAGUAGUCCCCUUCCUGUAUUACUUGUGUGGUUUUAGUCCCAUUACUUUGUUUAUCAGAAUGUUUCAGUAAAUAUGUUAUAGCUCCUAGCUUGCUAUCUCUCUUUAUACUUGAAAAAAAAAACAUAUUGGUAGCUUAAAAUAUUGAAUGUUUUUCUGUCCCCUUUAAUCAGUCUAACACUGGGUAACUAACUACCGAACAACAGGGGGCAGCAGAGCAACAUAAAACUAAAACAGUGUGGACUAAACGCCUUAAACCAAAAAACAACGUUUCCAUAGACCGGGUUGACCUGUAAUUAUCGCUCCUAUAAAAAGAUGUCAUUGAUUCAAGUUUUUGCUACCAGGGACAAACCCUAAAAUCUAAACAUGUUUAGUGUGUCACUCUGUUUGGUUAUCUUAGAAUACACAACGUAUUAAAGUUUUA
Molecule: messenger RNA, 1391 nt
Organism: Cynoglossus semilaevis (tongue sole)
Lineage: Eukaryota; Metazoa; Chordata; Actinopteri; Pleuronectiformes; Cynoglossidae
Gene: ptpn18
Product: protein tyrosine phosphatase non-receptor type 18
Exons: 5
Coding region: 155-565 (136 amino acids)
Source: RefSeq, a predicted model, not a curated record